CCCAACUGAGAUUAGUUCGUUUGAUUUGUUUGUUGUUAGUCUUGUCUCUUAGUUUUAAGCCUAGAAUGGUGACUUACGCACCGAGUGACAUUUCGUUUGUCGUCGAUUCCAUGGCCUCGGACCACAGCAUAUUAAAAGGCGCGAAAAAAGGCCUUCUGAAGAAAGUAGGUAUCCAGCCGGCUGUAAAAGUGGAAUCGACGGAAAAGAUAGACGAACGGCCGAAGAAAGGCCUGCAAUGGAACAUUUCGCCGAUGACGUGGACCCAAGAGUUGAGGCAGAUGAGAGAAGAGAAGCUUAGGAGGCGGGCCGAAGCUCCGGGAAGCACGAUGUUGUUAAGCAUACCGAAAGACAGAUUCCACCAUUGGCAUUUCCGGUACGAAGACAUGAGCUAUCAUCCUUACGGAUUGGAUCUGUCCCAUAUGAAAGUUCAAGAUAUCCGAGUUAUCGUGAGUUUGAAGCAUCUCUCCAUGUUAGACCUGUCGUACAACGACAUGAAAAACGAUUCCCUUGCAAUUUUAGAAGAAUUGAAGUACCUCAAUUACAUCAAUUUAGACCACAACCAGUUAAUAUCAAUGGAUAUCCCUGGUUCUUCGAAUAUAAGGUGGUUUUCGAUGAGAAAUAACGACAUGGUGUGGAUUGAACCGUUUACCAUGCCGAUGCUCGAAUACAUCCAUCUCGACAACAACUAUAUCAGAAAUCUGGAAAACUUCGAUAUAGAAAACACCCCUCUCAUCCGGUUGCUGAGCGUGAAAGGUAACCGAUUGAUCGUCAUAAAAGACAGUAAACUGUCUCCGAGCCUCAGGUACCUCUACUUGGGGAACAACAAGAUACGGAACUGCGAAGGGCUCAAUCACUUGGUCAAUCUGAGAGUGCUGCAUCUGAGAUCCAACAAAAUAAAAAAAGUCAAAACCAUCACGAGUGAAUUCAGAAACCUCUGCUACCUCAAUCUGAGAGACAAUUAUAUUGCGAACGUAAGGCAAUUCAGAAAAUUGAAACCUCUGCCUAAUCUGAGAAUUUUAGUCACGACGGGCUGCCCUUUUGAAAAAGACAAUCCGGAAAAGGCUCGGCUCGGCGUUAUCUACUACCUUCCGAAUUUGAAGAGGCUCAACAAGAAGGACGUGACCGACAGCGAGCGGGAAACGUCGAAAAGCCUCAGCGACGAGCUCGAUCCGGAAGGCGACUCCAGCGAAGACGACGUCCCUGAAGACGCUGUCGAGUACACCGACCACCCGAUCGAUCCGGACGAGGAGAAAGCCCUGAAAAACACAGCCGAAGAAAGCACCCCUCAGCCACCGCCACCGUCUACCCCUACAGAAACGGCCUCCUCGACUGGAGAAUCACAGUCAUUCACUGGUUCGACACCAUAAUAAACGACUAUCACAAGAGCAAGAACAAAACAAAA
Messenger RNA from Cimex lectularius (bed bug), 1402 nucleotides. RefSeq names its product leucine-rich repeat-containing protein 23-like. The transcript has a single exon. Lineage: Eukaryota; Metazoa; Arthropoda; Insecta; Hemiptera; Cimicidae. Bases 66 to 1367 code for a protein of 433 amino acids. The record is from RefSeq and is a predicted model, not a curated record. Gene Ontology annotation, molecular function: protein binding.